AUGGGUUUCUUCACAGGGAUUUAUUUGAUGUUCAAUCUGUGCAUGUUGCUAUCGACGAAAACCACUUUGUCAAAAUCUUUUAUGGGAAAGGAAGGGCUGGUUGAAAUCCCAUCAAAAUUCUUCAAAUUGGCCAAAAGGGCAGAGGUUUUUGAGUGGAUGGUAAACAUUAGGAGGGCUAUACAUGAGAACCCAGAACUUGGUUUUGAGGAAUUUGAGACCAGUAAGAUUAUUAGAAACGAGCUUGAUAAAUUGGACAUCCCCUAUAAGUACCCAAUUGCUGUUACUGGUGUUGUUGGCUAUAUUGGUACUGGAAAGCCACCUUUUGUGGCAAUCAGAGCAGAUAUGGAUGCCUUGGCUAUACAGGAAGCCGUUGAGUGGGAGCAUAAAAGUAAAAUUCCUGGAAAGAUGCAUGCUUGUGGACAUGAUGCACAUGUUGCUAUGCUACUGGGUGCAGCAAAGAUACUUCAGGAGCAUCAUGCUGAUUUAGAGGGUACUGUUAUGUUAAUUUUCCAACCUGCUGAGGAGGGAGGUGGCGGAGCAAAGAAAAUGCUUGAUGUUGGGAUUCUAGAGAAUGUUGAUGCGAUCUUCGGAUUGCAUGCUUCUACUAGAUAUCCACUAGGCACAGUGGCCACUAGGUCUGGCCCCAUUUUGGCUGGCAGCGGUUUUUUUGAGGCAUCAAUUGCAGGAAAAGGAGGUCAUGCAGCCCUUCCACAGAAUACUGUAGACCCUAUUUUAGCCGCUUCGAACAUAAUUGUUAGUUUACAGCAUCUUGUUUCACGGGAAGCUGAUCCCUUGGAUUCACAGGUAGUCACUGUUGCUAAAUUCCAAGGGGGUGGUGCAUUUAAUGUUAUUCCUGAUUCAGUUACGAUCGGUGGAACUUUUAGGGCAUUUGCCAAGGAGAUUUUUGCACAACUCAAACAGCGCAUUGAAGAGGUUAUAACCAUGCAAGCUUCUGUACAAAGGUGCAAUGCGACCGUUAACUUCAACACGAUCAGCCACCCUUUCUACCCCGUAACUGUGAACGACAAAAAUUUGCACGAGCAUUUCCUCAUCGUAGCCGCGAAUAUGCUGGGUGGCAAGAAUAUCAAAGAGAUGCAGCCACUGAUGGGAACAGAAGACUUCUCGUUUUUUGCUGAGUCAAUCCCGGGAUACUUCUACUAUGUUGGGAUGUUAAAUGAGACUCAAGAACAACUUGAACCUAACCAUUCACCGUACUUUAAAGUAAACGAAGAGGUACUUCCUUAUGGUGCUGCUUUACAUGCAUCAUUGGCUGUAACAUACCUUCUUGAACAUCAUUCUCAAGUGACAACACAGAAGCAAAGUUCCCAUGAUGAAUUGUAA
Fraxinus pennsylvanica is the source of this 1341-nucleotide messenger RNA. Lineage: Eukaryota; Viridiplantae; Streptophyta; Magnoliopsida; Lamiales; Oleaceae. The record is from the annotation of a GenBank genome assembly.